GACGCGUAAAAUGUGUUUAUUUUGAACCUGUCUGGAGUUUCUACUGAGUGAAUUUGUUCCUCAAUUUAUUAUCUAUGAUAUUAAAGAUUGUGAGGAUUUCGGUAAAACCUGUCUUACCAUGAUGCCAAGGGACAGUCAGUCCAAAACGGCCGCAAUCGCCGCGGACGCGACGGUUGGAAACUGUCAAAACUGCUAUGUUUUGCACCAGAGCCAGACCGAAUACGUGUCGUCAUUUCUGGCUCUGAAACAGAGGAUAGCGGUUUCUGAUGACGCAAUUGGACUUCAACAACAGCUGGAAGAGCUGCAGAUCAGAUUGGUUACUCUGGAGAAAAAGACGGCCGAUUAUGAAUCUUUGCAAGCAGAACUUGAGGAAAAAAAGGUUGCUCUUAAGACCUUUGGGCAGAUUUCUGAAGAGAUGGAAAAAUUGAAGCAGGAAAAUAUCAAGAUGAUGGCAGAGAACGAGAAGCUUGAAGACCAUCUUAAGGAUGUGAAAGAACUGACAGAAACACAGUCACUUGAGAAUGCUCUACUGAAGAGGGAAAAAGCUGUAGUAGAAAAUGAUCUGCUGGAAACACAGACCUCUUUGAAGAAAUCUCAGGCAAAAGCAGAUCAAGUUGAAAGAUUGAUAGAGGAGAACGCCAAGACAGCAAGCAUAAAGGGAAGCCUUGAGAAUAAAGUUAGGCUGCUUGAAAGUUGGUAUCAAAAAUACUUGGUUUGCAAACAGAAUCAUCAAAUAUCCCAUCUGACCAAAGAGAAGAUCUUGCUAGAGAGCAAUAUUGAUGACCUCCAGGUGAGAAUGAGGAAACUGGAAAGAGAAAGGUGCAAAGAUUAUAGGAGUACAUCAACUCAAGCAAGUGCACCGAAGGAGCCUAAAGUAGACAAAGAAAGGUUCCAAAUGCUGCUACAGGAUUUAUGGGCAUGUGUGGAACCUCAGCAGCAGAACCCUGUCAACCUGAUACAUUACCAAACCUCUCCAGAGUCAAGAUCCAAGGAUGUUCCACCAAGCCCCCCACAAAACAGACUGCACUCUCAUCUGAAGAACGCAUCCCAGUCCCCUUCUCAUAAGAUCAGUCAAUCCGACAGUUCCCCUGUGCAAACAAAAGCCAUUUUUACACUGUUAAAAAGCACUCGUCAUAGGCGGAAAGACAUUAAGCAUCAAGCAUCGCUGCAGUCACCAAGUACCAAGAAACCAAAAAACACUCCCAAAAAGAGCAAGUCCAAGAAGCACAAAGCUGAGGAGUCGUCUUCUGACUUUGGAAGCUCAGAAGUAUCUUUGGGUCAGAUACUGGCAUUGUUCAAAUCAGUGCUUCCCUGCAUUUCACCUAUACCAGACGAGGUGGAAAAUCAGGAUGCAGAAAUGGAAUCGAUGGAGACAACAGAUGGGGAUAAGGAAAACCAUCCCAAAAUCUCUGACGACUCUGUUCCUUCUCAACAAGAAGAGUCCUUACUCAUCACAACAUCUGGAACAAGCCCCUGUCUAAAACCUUCUGCACUACAGAGAGAGGAAAAGGUAGACUUGCCAGUAGUCACAAGACAGGAAGUGGAACACAUUUUCAAUGAAAAUGACUCCAAAGACUCGGGACAAAAUAUUUUGAGUCGCGUCACUGAAGUGAAGGUCAAAGGCAUCACAAAUGCAAAGGAGUUGCCGAAUGAGCACAAGCCGUCAGCCGUGCAGUUAUCAUCAACAGCUUCUUCUUCUGCUCCUACUUAUUUAUCUUCUUCUGCCAACAGUGGUGCCAAUAGUAUCCCUGAAGGUGAAAAUGCAAAGGAAGUUCAGUCAGAUACAGGUGAAAAGAUUGAGGUCGACACAAGGCCUGGUGAUCUUACUGAUGCUAAAGCAGUCCUUCCUGAGGUUGGACAGUCCCCCAGAAGGAAGGAUACAACUGUAAUCUCUGAAGAAACAGUUGAUGUUCAGCCAGUUAAUUCCUCAGUUACCUCCUCAAUAAUCAUUGACUCUGUGAGAGUUGCUGAGGUAACAAAUACAGAAAAGGGUUCCGAACUGGGAAAAGACCUCCAGGACUCAAGUGAUCUGGGACAGGGCAGUCAAGAUGUCUUAGCACCCCAGGAGAAUAGAGGCUGUGUGGGCCAUGACACAGAUGUGCCAGACGAUAAACCCUGUUUGUCAAUCAGCGAUGACGGCCUCAGUAGUGCCACAAGUAAAAAUGUUGAAGGAAAGCUUGAAGAUGAUGCACCCAUUAAACCUCUUGGGGAGGAAAGUGGGAGCGAAGCACUAGGAACUGGUGGAAUCACUGUAGCAGCUUCUGUCUCUGAAUCAAAUGGUGAUAAUAGAUCUACGCCUCUUCCACUGUUGAAGAUGGAAGAUGACAAAACCCAUGCUGACCAGGAAACUGGUAAGGCAAAUGUUGCAACUACUGCAGAAAAGGGUGUUGACAUAGACACAUUCAACUGUGAAAAACUAGCAGAUCAAGGCUCUCCCCUUUCUAACUUAAAAGAGGCUGAUAACUAUGAAUCUAUCAAGGAUAAUAUACAUUCUAUGUCCAGGCGAAUAAGUCCUUCAUGUCUGAUUCCCACUAUAGAAUUGCAGGCUUUGGACAAAGACCCAUCACCAGAAAACCAGAUAACAACAAACAAAGAAACUGUAGCACUUCAGGACAGCAGAGACGCAAGUCACCUUCAAGUGAAACAAAAUAUUGUUCGCACUGUUAGAUCUACUCUGUCAUUAAGAAGUGAUACUAGCACAAAUGAAUUCACAAAAGUUACUGAAAAUCAAAGCCCAGUUGUGAUCCGAGAGGAAGAACCUAGCCAAGUGGCAUGUUCCACUACGGCUCAGUCACCAGAAUGCAUAGGCCAAGUUCGCUCUGCGAUGGGCCCUCCGCUUCCUCGUCUCCUAACACCUCUGAAAACACCUCCAAAGGCGGGCAAAUCAAUCAAUCCAAGGCAGGCUAUUGGUAAACUCUCAUUUCCCUCGCCCAUGGAGAGAUCUGUUUCGCCUUCCACUCCUGUCCAGGCGCACUUGACUCAUAACAGUCGGCAGCUGAGAUCCUCUUCACUUAACAGUCCACUCCCUCCGAAUGGAGUCCCCUCCUCUCCACUACAGUUCUGUUCCGCCACUCCAAAACACGCCGUGCCGGUCCCAGGUCGCCUACCCUCUACGGCAAUGAACUCCUCCCCGUCAUCUUCCUCCAGUCCAUCUCAGGAGAACUCCAUGAGGAUCUUUGACACCAUGUACCCGGAGCUCUCUGCCCACGCCCGAACUCUGAGCAUUCUCAGAGGGAAUGUCGGGCUCAGCAUGUGUUCAUCUGAGAGUGGGACGUUACCCACAACAACCAACAGUCAGAUGUCUUGCUUUAAGACGAUUAACUCCACUUCGACGGCCUUCACCAAGACUGAGAUGAGACGAGAAAAAAGACAGGCCGUCAGUUUGCUUCAACCUAAAAGCAGUAAAUGUCUCAGGCUAGAUAACUGCUCUCCUACUGUCAGCCACAAGCAGGUGCGUUCCUCCUCCUCCAACAGUGGAGUGGAGGCCACCUCAGCCCAGACUCUGAGUAGCCAACAAUGCAAACCAAAGACAGCUUUACCGUCCCAUGAAGGUGGAGAACCGGCAAAGCAAAAUCUUAUAGCUCACCUUUUAAAGAAGAUUGAAAACCAGUUUUUCGAUCUACUGCCUGUGAUCCAGAGCCAAUUGUAUGUUGGUAACCUGUCCAAAAAGCCUGUCUUGAGAGACGAAGAGAAGGAGGUCAUCUCUGAGAUUUGCCAAAACGGCUUGCUUAACACGGGUGACAUGAUUUUGGCCAUCCUGGAAAAGUUGAAAGAGGGGAAAAAAUAUCUGAACAGUAACCACACGCAGGCCCUCUGUAGAGUCCACACAGGGAUCUGUAGACAGACAAGAGACUGGGAGAAAGCUCACAUCCUGGCACACAGCAUUCUCACAGAAGAUUUCCCAGACUGUGCUAAGAUGAUUUUGUUCAUGGUGACAACAUGGCCCAAAGUACUCUCACACAGUAGUUCUCUGUGCCAGGCUAUACAUACUGUCACCAAACUGAAAGCAGAAGAAAACCUCCUCAGCUGCCUUUCAGCAUACCUUGGCUGGGAAAAGACUCCUCCCUGUGAAAUUGAGACGCUGAUCUCCAGAACGCUGUCUGAUAUUCAGUCAGGGUCCGGCAUGUCUUUCACUAAACACAGUCGCUACGGGCAGGACCUGGGUACUGAGGCCUGGCAGCAUGUCUUAACCCUGCAACUCCUCUGUUCACACAAGAAGUGGCAGUGGACCUAUGAUCAUUUAUUGGGCAAGGAGUUGUGGCCACUCAUGAACACCUGGGUGACACAGCCCAGAGAUCAACAAACUCCUGUCUCUGAUUUGACCGUCGCCACUGUAGUCCGACUCAUUGGACGCCUCGGUCAACUUGGAAUGAAAGACAGGAAUUCUUCCUCAGUGGUAACAGUAGCCAACGUCAUGAACGCGUUUGGAAGGCACGGACAGACUGAAGGUGUACCAUGGGAGGUCCAGUUGGCCGCAAUCUACUGCAUCUAUGACCUGUCUCCCUGUAACCCCAAACAAGCCCUGGAUGCCCUGGCAGGGUGGAGAGGAGAAACGUUUCACAGCGUCCCUCCUGCAGUCACCAGCUGCAUUAACCAGUUAGCUUCUAUCUGCAGACAAGUCAAGAGUUGAGAGACACAAAUGCUAUACAGUUUGUACACUUUUUUUUUUUAAUGAAAAAUUCCAACUAUGCACCUACGUUUUUAUGUAAACUUGCUGACUGGCAGCCUAUGGUAGAGUUGUUAACCGUUUGGGCACAUAAAUGUUCUCAAAUUUGUUUGGUGCUACCCCUCACAAAGGAGUUCUUGAAGUACAUAGUAAGCCUUUAAAUUAAAAUAUGCUGAAAGACAGUUCAGACAAAUGUUUUAGUUUGUGUUUUGUAUUUGCACUUCUACUUUAAAAUGAAUACAUUUAAAUGUACUCUUAUUUUGUAGCAAAUGUUUCCUCAAUGUUUAGUACUGGAGACAUUUAACAUUCGUUUUUUAAACUGUACAUACCCUGUUAUAAAUGUACCGGCAUGUAUCACUGCAAUCUUUUUGCUCAGGUAAUGCUCUCAAAUAUUGUAAAAUAUGUACAUGUGUUCUGGUUAAACUGUGGCCCGGUUUUAUAUAAUUUCUUCAUUUGUAAAUAUGAGGAUUUGAUGUUUGUAUGAAUGAAAAAUAAGAUUGCCACAGCUCUGUACAGUUUAAAGUUUCAGAGGUUAUCUAACUUUUUCAAAUAAAAAAUUCAACAUAAUGAAUAUAAAA
Notothenia coriiceps (black rockcod) is the source of this 5244-nucleotide messenger RNA. It is a transcript of the gene ice1, whose product is annotated as KIAA0947-like (H. sapiens). The transcript has 20 exons. The record is from RefSeq and is a predicted model, not a curated record. NCBI's taxonomy places the organism in Eukaryota, Metazoa, Chordata, Actinopteri, Perciformes, Nototheniidae. The coding region runs from base 119 to 4630 and encodes 1503 amino acids.